This is a messenger RNA of Penicillium taxi, 702 nucleotides long. RefSeq lists its product as uncharacterized. The coding region runs from base 1 to 702 and encodes 233 amino acids. The transcript has a single exon. The record is from RefSeq and is a predicted model, not a curated record. NCBI's taxonomy places the organism in Eukaryota, Fungi, Ascomycota, Eurotiomycetes, Eurotiales, Aspergillaceae.
AUGGACGAAGUCAUUACUCCUAGCAGUGUUCCUAACGUUGUGGACGAAGUCAACAGUACUCUUGAGAGCACUCCCAACAACACAGACGAAGUCAUUACUCCCGAUAGCGCUCCGAACGUUGUGGACGAAGUCAACAGUACUCUUGAAAGCGCUUCCAGUGUCACAGACGAAGUCAUUGCCCCCGAUAGUGCUCUGAACUUUAUGGACGAGGUCAACAAUACUCUUGACAAAGCUCUUAAAACUCAUCGUUCAAUCCGAAUAAUUGGUGAUCUACCAACCAAAAAGCUGAAUAGUCAAGACUAUCUAGCCUCGACUCGUGAAUUGAUCGCAAACUUCGUCGAUUUUUGGGAAAAGAAAGCAGAUUUACGGCUGUUAGCGGUCGAAGUUUACUCAAGACACACUUAUUUUGCGAUUGACUUCAACAAUGACGACUACGACUUUGAGAACGCUCAUACUCAGCAGAUUAUUCUCCCUGUCUAUCUGCUCCAGCUCUCUAGGAAACGCCAUCACUGGACGGUCCGUCGGCAAAAUUCCCAAGACUCAAAUGUUGCCAAGAGAAUAGCAUUGUUGCAUGAUGACCAUGGGCAGAAUCCUACUCCUUUUCUUAACGAUCAUAUCAAAGGCGUGGUGCAUUAUGACCCUCCUCGGACUCCCUUUCAAUUCCUAAAGAACUCGCCCCAAGAGCAAACGCCCGUUUUGUGA